CGAUGAACACAUCCGUCAUACGCCGCCAUUUGCGAAAGGCUGAUCGCUGCUUAGCAGCGCGAGUGUCAUCGGUUUGAUUAUGUCGAGUGUUUAAAUUGUUAUUUUCGUUAAAACUGUGAACUCAGUGCGAGGAUAUAAUCAGUUAAAAUGAUUGUGAGGUUUCUGAGCGUUUUGUGCGUCGGAGUUUUGGCGACUUCGGUGUUCAGCGCUGAGGGAAACAACGACAAUGAAGACAUCCCGUACCUGGAGUUGGCGGAGCCUGAGGAGGGCUACCACGGUCUGAUCAAGGAGAACGAGACGCUGGUGGAGGUGACGCCGCCCAUCCGCGCGCGGGGGCCGCUCUGCUCCUUCCUCAUCCUCAACAACAAGCACCAUGGGGAGGCUCCAUUCGAGAUAAUGGUGAUAGACGAGAACGAAGCCCGGCUGCGCGUGCGAUUCCCGCUCAACUGCGAGAAGCGACGCAACUACAAGUUUGAUAUUGCCGCCGUGGGCUGCGACGGCUCUUAUUCAAACACGGUACCGGUGCACAUAACAGUGACAGACGUGAACGAGUUCGCGCCAGUGUUCAGCGAGGCGGCCUACGUGAAGGCAGUAGACGAGGGACGCAUCUACGACGAGAUCCUGCGUGUGGAAGCCACCGACAGGGACUGCACGCCGCGGUAUGGAGACAUCUGCAAGUACGAGAUACUGACGGACCGGAGUCAGCCGUUUACUAUCGAUAAUGAAGGUGUGAUCCGCAACACAGAAGCCCUGGACUACGAGAAGUCUCACAACCACAUCCUGUCGGUGGUGGCGUACGACUGCGGCAUGCUGCAGUCAACUCCCGUCAUGGUCACCAUCAAGGUCAACAAGCCUUGCAUGGCUGGAUGGAAGGGCGUGGCCGAGCGCGUAGACUACGCACCAGGCACUGGCCCGCUGGCCCUGUUCCCGGGCGCGCGGCUCGCGACGUGCUCGUCGGACGUGCGCUGUCCCGGCGUCACGCGCAUCCAGGCGGCGGUCACGCUGCGUGCCGCACGCGCCGGCGGCUGCGAUAGGGACACGUAUUCGUUGCACGCGCAGAGGACUAUUUGUGGAUUGGACCCGAAAACGAUCGACCUACUACCGAGCCCCGGAGUUGGAAACGAAUGGGCUAAGUCACUCAAACCAGAUUCAGGCCGCGACGGCGAGCAGAUGUUCGAGUUCGACGGCGAGACGACAGCGGCCAUCGUGCCGGAGUCGGUGCUGCCUCACUCGCUGCCCGGCAGCUUCAGCGUCAGCACGUGGAUGCGGCACGCGCCGCCCCCGGACAAUGAUAAGCAUAGGAAGGAGCAUGUCUUGUGUCUCGCUGAUGAUCAUAAAAUGAACCGUCACCACUACGCGCUGUUCGUUCGCAACUGCCGGCUGAUCCUGCUGCUGCGCCGCGACUUCGGCGAGGGAGACCUCAACAUCUUCCGGCCGGCCGAGUGGCGCUGGAAGCUGCCUGAAGUAUGUGACGACGAAUGGCACCACUACGCCGUGAACGUCCGCUUCCCUAACGUCGAGCUGUUCGUGGACGGCGAGCCUUACCGCGCGCUGGACGGCAAGGGACCGGAGGUCAUCGACGACUGGCCCCUUCACCCCGCCCAUGGGGUCAAUACGACACUUGUUAUCGGUGCUUGCUGGCAAGGCACCGAGAGCGACAUGAAGCACCACUUGCGCGGCUGGCUGGCGGGGCUGGGCGUGUCGCGCGGCGCCGCGCAGCCGCCGCGCGCGCUCGCCUGCCUCGCGCACUGCCGGGAGGGACUCAGUCUCGCGCCUGAUCUAUACCUGAAGUCGGUGUCAGUGGAGGGCGACGGCGUGGCGGACGUGGAGACACUGCUGCGCCGCGUGGCGUACGGCGACGCUCGCGCCUUCCCCACGCCCGGCAGGCGUAACGUGCACGUCGCUACUACCAUCACUUGCGACAACGGCCGCAUAAUCAAGGCGCGACCCGCAGAAUCCUACAUAAUGGUGCUGGCGCCGCAGACGCCCAGCAUCCUGCUGAACGGCAGCGAGGACCUCGCGCGGGACUACGCGCACUUCCGCGCCGGACUCACCGUGUUCCCGGACCUGUCCGUCAGAGUGCUGGCUGGGAACUCGCAUCCUAUCGCUGAAGCCCGCCAGAAGCUGGACUCGUGCGUAGUAUCAGUGUACCCGGCGCUGAACCCCGACCACGAGGCGCUGUCGCUGCGCUGCGCGGCCGAGCUGCCGCAGCGCUACGACAUCCGCGCCGCCGUCACGCGCGACGGCGUCAUACUGUCGGGCGCCGACACCGUGCAUAACUAUCAGAAGGUGCUGCGUGAGAUCGAGUACAGCAACAAGAAGCCGGCGUACUACCUGAACCGCGUGUUCAAGCUCACCUGCUCCGAGCUCAACGGCCGCUUCACCAGCAACGAGUACGUGCAGACGCUGACAGUGGUCCACCCGCACAUGUCUGGCGCGGGCGAGGCGGGGCUGGCGCGCGAGCUGCACCCCAGCGGCGUCGCCGACAAGAUGGACGCCGUCGCCAGGGACAAACAGUCUGAGCACGGCCACCACGGGCACGCGCUGGCGCCGCGCGUGUACGCGGCGCACGCGCUGCGCGACGCGCACGCGGCCGACGUGCCCGCGCCGCGCCUCAUCGACCUGCACGCCGAGCCGCACGCGCAGAAUCACGUAGCCCUGCUAAUCGGCGUGGUGUCGUGCGGCGUGCUGGUGGUGGUGGCGGGCGUGGCCCUCGCGCGCGCCCGCGCCCGCACGCGCGCGCCCGCGCGGCACUCGCACGCGCUGCACGAGCUGAGGAACAGGACUGACGCCGAGAUGGCCUGGGAUGACUCCGCGCUCACCAUCACUGUCAAUCCUAUGGAGGAGCAAGCAGUGCCGUCGUGCGGCACGCACGCGGGCGCGGACAGCUCGGACGGCGAGUCGUGCUCCGACUCCGACUCCGACCACCACGACUCCUCCGACGACGACGACGAAGUGAUGCCGGGCAAGGAGCACAAGUACAGGAACAUCAGCCAACUGGAGUGGGACAACAGCACCAUGUAAUGCGCCCGCGCACCCCCACUCCCCCCCUCGCUCUGUCCUCUCUCGCCCGCGGACGACCUUGUUUCUACACACGACUUCUACUACUUACUGAAUCAUAAGAUACAGACUCACGCUGUGGUAAUUUAAACCCUGUGCAAUGGAGUUAAGAUUGAAAGUCGCUUAAUAAUAUUUCUUGUUUUAUAAUACAGAUUGGAGAUGUAUUUGUUGACACUUCUUGUUUCUCGAUUGCAUGUAUUUGACUUUAUCGAUUAGUGAUGAGUUGAUUUCUUCUUUCUAUCUUUAUUGUAUCUUUGGAUACCUAUUUUUUAUUUCUUAAACAAUCUUUUGAUUUCUUUCAGGGUUGUUCUAAUGUCUUGAAAAAAGUCAAUUUAUUGUGAGUUCUUAAGACUUUCUAUGUCUCACAUAUCUGUAUAGAAGUUAAGCGUAAAAUGAGAAUUGAUGUAUAGUGGUGAAAUGAUAUUAAAGAUCAGGGAAUUACGAUCAAAAUAAUGUAUUUAGGUUAUAAUGUUUAAAAGUACUUAAUAAAUUAUUCGAACAAGUGUUCUGUCCCUGUAUCUGCAACUUAGAUGACUUUAUAUUGCAACUUUGAAAGUAUAGUGCGCAGGACGUACUCUGGUAAUAUCGCCCAUUUUACUACAGUGUCGUGUAUAGAAACAUCGCCGUUGAAUCGAAGCGAGAAAUCCAGUACAUUUCGGUAACGGAAUUGAUUUCUAUAACCGGUCGGUUAUUGUACCUAUGUAGUUUGUAUGGAAGCUUUCGGCACAAACACGCGUGGCACAAGACUUCGUGUGCAACGCGCUUUAUGUACGCGUGCGCAAAACAUUGCGACAGUUGUGUCACCUACGACAUUUGAGAUUAUUUUAUACAUUUGAGAUUAUUGAAACACGAAAAUCUGGCUAUAAUAUUUGUAAUAUUCAUUUAAAAACUUCAGGUUUUCACCAACUGUCAAACAACUGUCAACGUCAUAAAUGUCAUUUUGACGUUUGCAUCGAGUGACGCGAGCGCGAUGCGUGCACAGAGCGCGGCCGCAUACAUUUUAUUUGUAGUCUAUUCUAAGGUCUUUAAAAAAUGAUCAUAUCAAAUUUAUACGUAAAACGAAAUAUUAUUUGACUCCUCGCUUGCUUUCGUAGAAGGAAAUAUGUCGUUGUUCUAAAAUAUAGAGCUCUUACACUUUUUCUAUUCGUUUCUACACUUAAGACAAAUGAAAAAAAAAACUGUAUGUAUUAAAUCGUAGUCGUUGUAAUUUCGUAUGGAAUCGGUCAUAAGAGGAUAAUUAGUAUGUAAGCGGUCAGAUACUAUGAUUGUAUAUUAUUGGAUACAUAAGAUAACGUACGCUUCACAGAUUGUAAACCGUUGUGUUGCGAGCCGGGGCCUCCCCGGACAUUCCGCAUUUAGUUGAGUACAAGACAAAAGACGCAUUUAUUUACGGUACAAAAUGCUUCGUUAUUUCCCCAAGUGUGUAGUUUUUAAAGUAUUUGUCUCUCGACAAAAAAUGUCCAACACUUAACCCUUUACGAGCUUCUCGACAAAAUCGGCUUAAAUGUAUAUUAGGCACAGAGUUAUUUGAAAAAAAAAAUAGAUGUACGAUAUUAUACACAUUAUACAGAUGGUAUCGGUUUAGGAUCAGCUACUAUAUAAUGAACUAUAUUAAUUAUAUAUAUAUUUUGAAUGCGUUAAGGGAUUUUUACUAACAAUUAGGUACUAAGUGGCUAUGUGUUAGUGACGCUCGCGACCUCUGGGAAAUGGCAAACGAGACGCGUCGUCGAAUAGGCGUAAGGUUAGUUAGUGGUCAGUCGUCAGUCUGUCGUCACGCCGGCGUCCCGCUCGGACGUGCAUAUCAGGACCGUUUGCCAUAUUAGCGUAGAUGUGUGAGUGGGACGUACAACGGUAAGCAAUGUUGUGGACAUAAUCAUCGGUGUACUCUUGUAGGUGACGUCACGUGUUGUUUUCUCUAUCGUUUCUCUGUUCUGACUGCGUUGUGUUUACGUUAAGUUUUGCUGUGAAGCCGUCUCUAGUGGCUGCUGGGACUAUGACGGAACGCAAUACAAUAAUAUUAAGAGCAGCUGAACUUGUCGCGUAAUGUCCGCAUGUCACAGGGACGCUUCACGCGGAGGAGCAGCGAGCAAUGUGUUUGGGUACUUGUUAACUUUUCUAAAUUAUUUCGUUAGUAGAUGAACAAUUUUAGUGCCAUUUAAUAUUUCAUACAACGAGUUGUUUUCCACCAAACGGUUGCUCGUUGUUCUCGUUAUUUGUUGAUGUCCACCCGACAGCCGUCCAGUGCCCAUUUCCCCCGCCUCCCCCCAUUUACUUGUUAAGAUCUGAACAGUUGGAGUCCAAGCUCAAACCCGCACAAAGGAAGCAUCCCUGAACAUUCAGUCUGUCCUAAAGUAUUACUUGAGGUAGCUACUUAUAUUCUUUUUUAUCAUUACUAUUUUAUUGUAAUACAUUUUAUUUUUUCUUUUUGUAUUAUCUCGGUAUUAUUACUGUAUAAUUAGGGAACUUCUUUGAUGUAUGAAUUAUUAUAUUUUAGCUAAAAAUAAAGUUGGUUUAAAAUA
Messenger RNA from Helicoverpa zea (corn earworm), 5579 nucleotides. It is a transcript of the gene Cals, whose product is annotated as calsyntenin-1. The transcript is spliced from 20 exons. The record is from RefSeq and is a predicted model, not a curated record. The coding region runs from base 148 to 3024 and encodes 958 amino acids. Gene Ontology annotation, molecular function: X11-like protein binding; kinesin binding; amyloid-beta binding. Gene Ontology annotation, biological process: positive regulation of synaptic transmission; positive regulation of synapse assembly; homophilic cell-cell adhesion. Gene Ontology annotation, cellular component: cell surface; postsynaptic membrane. NCBI's taxonomy places the organism in Eukaryota, Metazoa, Arthropoda, Insecta, Lepidoptera, Noctuidae.